Argiope bruennichi is the source of this 665-nucleotide messenger RNA. RefSeq names its product intraflagellar transport protein 25 homolog. The transcript is spliced from 4 exons. Gene Ontology annotation, biological process: intraciliary transport. NCBI's taxonomy places the organism in Eukaryota, Metazoa, Arthropoda, Arachnida, Araneae, Araneidae. Bases 111 to 524 code for a protein of 137 amino acids. Gene Ontology annotation, cellular component: centrosome; intraciliary transport particle B; cilium. The record is from RefSeq and is a predicted model, not a curated record.
GUUCGCAUUGAUGGAUAUGCGGUUACUAUGGAUACAAAUCCAAAAUAAUGCAUUUCAAUGAUAUGAAAUUAUGAAAAUACUGGACAUAAAAAAGAAUUGAGGAUUUAAUAAUGUUAGAUUUAGGGAAUACAGCUUCUGGUGCUCAAGUAGUUAUGGCAUCUUCAAAUGAUGCACGAUUUCCACCCAGUAAUAUGCUAGAUGGGAAGCUUGAUACAUUUUGGACUACUACAGGACUUUAUCCUCAAACAUUUAUUAUAGCUUUAUCAGAAGUAGCUGAUGUGAAAAAUAUUACCAUACAUUCCUAUAACAUUAAAGACUUAAGAAUAGAGAAAUCUCUAAAGGAAUAUCCUGUAGAAUUUGAAGAUGUUUUGGAAACAGGUUUUGAAUCUACAGAAGGAGCACCACAACAAAAAACAUUUUCGCCUGCUUUAUGUGAAGCAAAAUACCUCAAGUUUACAAUUAAAUCGGGGUAUGAUCAUUUUUGUGCUGUUUAUAAGGUUAUAAUAAAUGGAACAUCUCUUUAAUUUCACUUUAAUUUUGCUGCAGGAAAAGAAAGAAAAAAACAUUUGACUAUGGUUUCAAUAAUAUGAAAGAAAAAAAAAAGGGAAAUGGAAGAUUUGAAGUUAAUUCUUUUAAUUAAUUUAGAAGUUUAAAUAAAACCAUCA